Racocetra fulgida is the source of this 137-nucleotide messenger RNA. The record is from the annotation of a GenBank genome assembly. NCBI's taxonomy places the organism in Eukaryota, Fungi, Glomeromycota, Glomeromycetes, Diversisporales, Gigasporaceae.
GAACGAAUAUGAUGGUGAAGAUAGAAGUAAUGAAAGUAGGAGCGAAUAUGAUGGUAAAGAUAAUAACAGUGAUGAGAAUGAAAAUGAAAAUUAUUAUAUUUGGGAGAAGAAUGAGGAUAAAGAUAGCUGGAACAAAG